Molecule: messenger RNA, 1671 nt
Organism: Trifolium pratense (red clover)
Lineage: Eukaryota; Viridiplantae; Streptophyta; Magnoliopsida; Fabales; Fabaceae
Exons: 2
Coding region: 313-897 (194 amino acids)
Biological process (GO): SCF-dependent proteasomal ubiquitin-dependent protein catabolic process
Molecular function (GO): ubiquitin-protein transferase activity; protein binding
Source: RefSeq, a predicted model, not a curated record
UACCUAACAAAGACGUCGUAUAUAUGCGGAACACCGAAAAUAAACACAAAAACAAACACCACCUAAUCGAGAUCCACUUCCUAAUCCCAUAAUUAGAAAGACACCCCUCGAUUUCCAGGCCACCAGAGAAGACACCAGCCCGACCCAAAAUCGUUGAAUCAGAGCAAAAUCACGUCGGAGAAAAAUUGGAGCUAAAUUACGCUGGAUAGAAAUCAGAGCAUGUUGAAUUUACACCGGAGCUGAAUUACGAUGAAUCACCACACAAUUUUCGUUUCCACUUUGUUCUCUUCUUCUUCGGUUCUAUGGAGCUGAAUGACGCUGAAGAUUUCAUCACUGAAGGAAACACGCAGAAGUAAGAGAAUUAAAUCCAUGCAGAAGUGCAGUUACUGUGACUCAAACUCUAAGUCACAUGAUCAUGCCAACAAGAAUAUGAACAAAAAUUUAAAUAAUACUAAGAGUUGUAAAGUGAUUUCAAAGUUGUUGCUUCCUGAAGAUUUAAUGAUUGAUAUAUUUACUUUGGUUCCUCUUACUUUUCUCAUCAACUCUGCAAAGUAUGUUUGCAAAUCUUGGGCUAAUACUCUCGGCAAUUCCCACUUUGCUGCAGCAUUCGAAUGUCGCGGACAUUCUAAAUUUGGUCUUUACGUUGAAAAUCGCAUGUCCAGAAGUAGUUCUUAUUUCUUGGAAUUUAAAGAUGAUGUGAAUGGCCAAUUUGAAAGGACUAAUUUGGGAACACCUAAAAAAAUGGGAUAUGCAAUCGGUACUUGUGAUGGCUUAUUGCUACUUUGGGAUGGUUAUAUGCAAACAUAUGUUGUGAACCCCCUUCUCAAGUGUUGGCUUAGAAUUCCUCCUUUUCCAGGUUCUAGGAAAUAUUACCACUUGGUUGUGAUUGUACUAUAACAUGUGUUCCUCACAUGGCCAAAUUCAAAUUAUUCCAUGUAAAUGUCCUUGAGGUUUCGGGUGUUGUCUGGUAUGUUUGCUAUGUGCUAAGAAUUGGAAUAUAUAACUCAUGGAAAGAGAUAGCUAGAAGAGAAUCUCCCCCUAACAACGACCAUCUUCAUUGGCAGAAACUUUGUAGUGGAGGCAAUGAUGUGUAUUGGAUAACAAAAAAGGGAGUGAUUGUUAUGGAUGUUGACAGGGAAAUUAUUUUACAAGAAUAUCCACUUCACAAUUUUUCGUCGGUUGCAUCAUCAUAUUUAGUGAUGGGAAAUCGCCUUUGUUGCAUAUUGCUUGAUUAUAUUAAUAGAGCACAUCAAUUCGAGAUUUUAUAUUUUGAUUCAGAAAAAUGGUCUCUUUAUUAUAAGAUGGAAAGUAUUGAUUUUGAGGCUGCAUGUGGUCAUGAGCUUAAUAUUUGGAGUGUGCGAUUUCGUUUGCUGAUCAACGAUCAUAUUAUCAUUCGAUGUCAAACAGAAAACUCAUUUACAUGUAUCGAAAAUGUACGUUUUUGUUACAAUGUGAAGACCAAACAAUUGACAAAGAUUGAGGACAUUGACGUGGGUAAUUUUGAAGUGUGGCUUCAUACUAAUAGUCUAGUAACAUUGCCAAGUAGUCCGACAUAGCUAAGUUUCCCGGCAUAUUAUUUAUAAUUAUACUAGAUGAAAAACAAGAAUUUAUGUUUCUAUUUUGAUGGAAAUACUUGAUCCGUUUUGCUUAGUUUGUCUCGCUUUUAUUAUU